Batrachochytrium dendrobatidis JAM81 is the source of this 789-nucleotide messenger RNA. RefSeq lists its product as uncharacterized. The coding region runs from base 1 to 789 and encodes 262 amino acids. The record is from RefSeq and is a predicted model, not a curated record. Gene Ontology annotation, molecular function: cysteine-type deubiquitinase activity. Gene Ontology annotation, biological process: protein deubiquitination. NCBI's taxonomy places the organism in Eukaryota, Fungi, Chytridiomycota, Chytridiomycetes, Rhizophydiales. The transcript has 9 exons.
AUGACGGAUCGGGAAGUUGCUCAUGAAGCGCUAUUGGCUAGACAUAGACAAGAGAACAAGGAACUCAUUGCCAAAACCACUGCUUUAAAAAAGACAAUUGCCAAAGGAGCAUCAGGAAAGGCACAGAAGAAACAGGUUCAGGAUCAAAUUGCUCAAUUGCAGAAUGAACAGGCUGAGCGUCAUUCUCAAGAAAUUGCUGCCGAUACCGCCAUUUUAGAUGGUGAUAUUCAAUGUGAAUCUGAAAAGGAAAGAAAGGCUGCCAAAUGGGAAGAUAUGCGAUUAGAAGCUGAAGCUGAAGCAGCAAAUGCGCCUAAUUUUAGAGCGAUCGAGCAAGCUGCGAUGGACCAAGUUAUUUCAAAAAUGGGUUUGACCAUCAAACAAAUUGCGCCAGAUGGACACUGUCUGUAUAAUGCAAUUGCAGACCAACUUCUUUUGGUAGAUUCACAGUCAUCAUGGAACUAUCGGAAUCUAAGAGAAUUGGCAUCCACUUACAUGUUGAAUCAUCGUGACGAGUUUAUCAAUUUUCUAGCCACAGAUGACGGAAACGUGUAUACAAAUGAAGAGUUUGAUGAAUACUGUCGUAAAAUAUGUGAUGAAGCAGUAUGGGGCGGACAACUGGAGAUUCAAGCGCUUUCGCAAGCUCUGCAGCAUCCAAUCCAUAUUGUACAAAGUGGAUCACCAACUCUAGAAAUUGGUGAAAAAACAAAGAAUACUAAACCAUUGAUCGUGUCGUAUCAUCGCAAGGCUUAUGGACUUGGAGCACAUUACAAUUCUUUGGUGGAAAUAUAA